Daphnia carinata is the source of this 3320-nucleotide messenger RNA. Its product is annotated as lysosomal alpha-mannosidase-like. NCBI's taxonomy places the organism in Eukaryota, Metazoa, Arthropoda, Branchiopoda, Diplostraca, Daphniidae. Gene Ontology annotation, cellular component: lysosome. The record is from RefSeq and is a predicted model, not a curated record. The coding region runs from base 104 to 3160 and encodes 1018 amino acids. Gene Ontology annotation, biological process: mannose metabolic process. The transcript has 24 exons. Gene Ontology annotation, molecular function: alpha-mannosidase activity; carbohydrate binding.
AAAGAGAUAUCUAGCAAACAAACUCAGAGCUGAAGCUGAGGUUUAUUGCCAGACGUCUCUGUCACAUCAGUGCUGAAACCCAUCAGCAUUUUCAGCCAAGAAGAUGAAGUUACCCCAUAUCGGCAUAUCUUUGCUACUAGUCUUUGGUUGCUGUUGGAUCACGUCCGACGCUGCCCCAAAGUCGCAACGAGCCUCUUCUUGUGGUUAUGCUAGUUGUACGCCGAGUAAACCAGGAGUGAUCAACGUCCACGUCGUUCCUCAUACUCACGAUGAUGUCGGAUGGUUGAAGACGGUUGACCAGUACUACUAUGGCUCAAGAACCGGUUACCAGAGAGCAGGCGUACAGUACAUAAUUGAUUCAGUGAUCAAGGAAUUGGUGAAAGACCCAAAAAGAAGAUUCAUCUAUGUGGAAAUGGCCUUUUUUUCGCAAUGGUGGCAGGAGCAGACAGAAGAGAAAAAGGCUGUCGUCAAGCAAUUAGUUGAAGAAGGCCGUCUAGAAUUUAUAAAUGGCGGCUGGUGCAUGAACGACGAAGCAGCGACGCACUAUCAAGAUAUUAUCGACCAAAUGACUUGGGGAAUGAGGUUCCUAAACGACACUUUUGGGGAGUGUGGCCGACCCAGAAUCGCCUGGCAAAUUGAUCCUUUCGGCCACUCCAGGGAGCAAGCAUCCAUUUUUGCUUCGAUGGGUUACGAUGGCGUUUUCUACGGCAGGAUCGACCAUGUUGAUAGGACUCACCGGAAAGCUAGUAAGGAAAUGGAGAUGAUCUGGCAAACUAGCAACAGCCCUGGUGAACACAGUUCCAUUUUCACUGGCAUCUUCUACGACCAUUACUCGGCUCCCAAUGGCUUUUGCUUUGAUGUCGUCUGCAAAGACGAGCCGUUUAUAGACAACCCAAAAUCUGCCGAUUACAACGUCGUUAGAAAGGUGAACGAUUUGGUGGCUCACAUCAAAGCCAAGGCUCUCAGCUAUGCCACAAGUAAUAUCAUGCUGACAAUGGGUGACGACUUCAACUACAUGUCAGCUGAUAUGAACUUUAAGAAUAUGGAUAAAAUGAUACGGUACACUAACGAGCUGGGCUCCGGGGUCAACCUGUUUUACUCGACACCCAGCUGUUACGUCAAGGCUAUCAACGACGAGGCCGGAAGCAGGCCAUGGCCGACCAAGACUGAUGAUUUUUUCCCCUACUCCAAUGAUAAUCACGCUUACUGGACGGGUUACUUCACUUCUCGUCCAGCCUACAAAGGCACCGUGCGCAAAGCCAACACGUUCCUCCAGAGUUGCAAACAACUGCACUCCCUGGCUGGUGCCGAUUCGUCCGCCGAUGGCCAACACUUGAUUGAUAGUCUAAGACGCAGCAUGGGAGAGGCCCAACAUCACGAUGCUGUGGCUGGCACUGAAAAAGAACACGUUUCACAAGAUUACAGACUAAGAUUGCACGAUAGUGUUGUCGAUUGCCAGCAGGAUGUGAGCAAUUCUUUCAGUAAAAUGCUACCGAUUGGCACUCAACCAUUGCCACAACAAGAAUUUUGCCUCCAUUUGAAUGUGAGCCAAUGUGCCAUUACUGAAUCUUCGUCUCGUUUUACCGUAACGGCCUAUAAUCCUCGCUCACACGAAGUGACGACGUAUGUUCGCUUACCGGUUACAAAUGGAUUCUACACGGUUCUCGAUCCCGACGGUAGUGAGCUGAUUAUCCAGCUAGUGCCGCUGGUCGCCCUCCAAUCAAUCGACGCUGAAAGACCCAAAUCGACAGCCACGCACGAACUCCUCUUCCAGGCGGCCAAGAUUCCUCCACUUGGCCACAAAACAUUCUACGUCCUCAAAACAAGUGCUGGGCGCGACCAGCAUUCCGCCAUCCGCGAAAAGCAGCAGUCAACAACUGUUCGAACGGCGAAAACCGGUGAAAAAAUCGCCGUCAGCAAUGGGAAACUGUCGGUCAAUUUCGAUGGCAACGGCCUCAUCGAGAGCAUCGUCGUUGAUGGCGAAACGGUGACGAUGAGCCAAAAUCUGAUGUGGUACGCUGCGAUGAAUGAAGGAAACUCCAACAGUAUCUUUGACGAUCGCCCGUCGGGUGCGUACGUCUUCCGUCCAAAUGGCACUGACGCCACACCCAUCGCUAUGCAAGCUACUCUUAUCGUUCAAACAGGUGCUUUGGUAAGCGAGGUUUAUCAACAAUUCAGCGACUGGGCCAGCCAAGUGGUGCGCGUCUACAAGGGUCAGAGUGAUGUGGAGAUUGAGUGGACGGUGGGACCUAUCCCCGUCGGGGACGGAGUUGGAAAGGAGAUUGUGAGUCGAGUGAUGACACAAAUACCUACUGGAGGUCGUUUCUAUACCGACUCUAACGGCCGUCAGACAUUGCUGCGCCGGCGAGAUUUCCGUCCUACUUGGACAAUGGUCGACGUGACAGAACCUGUCGCCGGAAACUACUACCCCAUCAAUUCACACAUUUACGUAACGGACGACGAAGGAAAUGCCAAUACGGUCGUAGCCCUUGUCAAUGACCGAUCGCAAGGUGGGACAAGUCUUCAAGACGGCCAAAUUGAAUUGAUGGUUCAUCGUCGACUCUUGUACGAUGAUCAUUUUGGAGUGGGCGAGCCACUUAACGAACCGGGCGAUGGGCCAGGUCUUGUUGUCAGGGGUACGCAUUAUUUAUUGGUCAACCCGUCUCUGGCUGGAAUGCAUCCCAUUUCAUUGGUCCGUCCGUUGGCCCAGCAAACGUUCAUGCGACCGUGGCUCUCUUUUAGCGACACCAGCUUGUCGUUCACCGAUUGGAAAAACAAUUUCCACAUGCAGAAAUCUGGAUUGAGGGCACCGUUACCGGACAACGUGCACAUGCUAACGCUCGAGCCGUGGCGUGAUGGCACUCAUCUCUUGCGCUUAGAACACAUCUACGAUAUCGGUGAACACUCGACUCUGUCCGAGCCCGUUACGCUCAUCUUGGACGAUUUAUUAGUCGAUUACACGAUCACCUCGGCCGUGGAAACAACCUUGGGAGCUAAUCAGUGGGCAUCGGAGGUGUCUCGUUUACCUUGGACCACGGCGGAUGACCAUCAGCAGCCCUUGAAGGUGUCCACCAAAUUUCAGCCGGUUGGCAAAACAUCUGUGACUCUGUUACCAAUGGAAAUUAGAACGUUCAUCAUUCAGAUGACCCCAAAUUACUAGUUGUUUUUUUUUUUCCCUUUUUUUUUUUUAAAUUCCCGAACUGGCGUUCGACCCCAAUAGAUGGCCACACUUGUAUACCAAGUGAAAUGUGGUCAACCUUGUUUCGAUUUCUUCGUUGUAGAUUUUGAAACAAAGUAGAAUAAAAACAGUAUACACAAAG